Molecule: messenger RNA, 2960 nt
Organism: Triplophysa dalaica
Lineage: Eukaryota; Metazoa; Chordata; Actinopteri; Cypriniformes; Nemacheilidae
Gene: atat1
Product: alpha tubulin acetyltransferase 1
Exons: 11
Coding region: 407-1324 (305 amino acids)
Biological process (GO): alpha-tubulin acetylation
Cellular component (GO): microtubule
Molecular function (GO): tubulin N-acetyltransferase activity
Source: RefSeq, a predicted model, not a curated record
ACAAGCAUAUUUCUGUAGUAAAUUUAAAUUAAAGUCUCAAUCGUUUAACGUUUCCUAUUUUCGCGCAGCCAUAAAUAUUUGCAGAGAUUUUGCGAAUCGUCUUAUUUAGUCUCAAUAUUUUGGUUUUUUAAAUUCUAUAUUUCAGACGUACAAACACAACACUGCGGCUGCAGAUGACCAGCGAUCAUCAUCCCGCACAAGGGAGUGACAUACAGACACAAUGGGAGGACACAGGAAGCAUUGAUAACAGCGCUAUAAAUCCAUGCUUUUGUUAAAGCGUCACUUAUGCGGAGCUUCAUGUUUAAAAUGCAUGCCAGUUGUGCGGUGGAAAUCGAUUAAAUGCAAUUCGUGUAUCUGAAUCUCCAAUCGGCAGGGCAUUAGUAGCGUGUUUGGAUCUGUUCUUACAAUGGAUUUCACUUUCGACUUGAAUGCGCUUUUUCCUGAGAGAGUGUCAGUGCUGGAUAAUAACUUGACUGCUGGUCGGAAAGCGCCUGGGAGACCGGAUCCUCAGAUUCAGAUAGCCACAGUCAUAGAUGAGCUUGGUAAAGCCUCUGCUAAGGCACAACAGCUGCCUGCACCCAUAACCAGUGCUGCAAAACUCCAGGCCAACAGACACCAUCUCUACCUCCUAAAAGACGGCGAACAGAAUGGCGGGAGGGCUGUCGUUGUUGGAUUUCUGAAGGUUGGAUGCAAGAAACUCUUUUUACUUGACCAGCAGGGGGCGCACGUGGAGACCGAACCUCUGUGUGUGCUGGAUUUCUAUAUCAAAGAGACUCUGCAGAGACAUGGCUAUGGACUUGAGCUCUUUGACUUUAUGCUGAAACACAAGCAGGUGGAGCCUGGGCAGAUGGCGUAUGAUAGACCUUCUGCUAAGUUUCUAUCCUUUCUAGAUAAGCACUAUGAUCUGAAAAACAGUGUGCCUCAGGUGAAUAACUUUGUGGUGUUUAGUGGCUUCUUCAAAAGUAGAUCAGGAACGCCUCCUUCCCCUCCGGCGGAUCAGGGGAUGUACGGAUUUUUCGGCCCAAUUGAGAAAAGUUCCCCCCAAAAAGCCAGAGGGAGAGAUCAAACCGUACUCACUAAUGGAAAGAGAUGUGGUCCGGAAGGAGCAGAGGUCUCUCCCCUUGCCGUUCGUACGGCCAGCGGCUCCCCCCCCCUCUCCUCCUCUGCUUCUAUCAUCCCCCCAGUCUCGUUCCCUCAGUGUGGGAUCCUCCCCCAGCCACGGCCCUCUCCGUCCCACCGCGCUGCCGGGGCUUCAGCCACGUCCGAGCCUCUCCUCCCAGCUCAACGAAAACUGCAGGGAAAAGCGCACCAGCUCUUUAAAUAGAUUUAGGCUUAGCUUUCAUUGACCCUUAUUCUUCAACGUCAUUGACCUAAACAUGACUGUGUUUUUUAACUAGUUAGAUACCCCCUGUAAGAUUUUGCUUUGUGAGUGUCUGAACGCCGCCAUUUUCUGGUUUGAUAAGACAAUUGUGACUUUUUUACUUUUCUGUAUCUUGAAGACCCUAGUACCCAGUACAGAAGACUGAGAUUUUACAGUUCAGUUUAAUAUCAGCGUCACAUGUGUAAUAUUCUCUGUCUUGUCGAUUUGAACAGCAAGAAAUAAAUGCAGUUGGAAAAAAUGAGCGUCGUUCCUAUUUAAUCAUUAAAGGACUGGCUCAUUGCUCUCUUUGUUUAUUUGCCCACUUUCCGUGGAACACAAAAUGAGAACGUUAAUGAUUCUUUAGUGUUCCACAGAAGACAGAACAUCAAGUCAUGGAUAACAUAUUUGAUUAUUUGUCAUCAUGUGACCCGUAUAUCAAUGGGACGGAUUAGCAUGAACGAUAUGAAAUCCUGUAUUCAAGUGCUUAGAUCUUUAUUUCAUUUAAAUUUAUUUAAAGGGAUCAAAUGACACGCCUAAAAGGAAUAUUAUCAUUCGAUUUAGAUGUAAAGCAAUGUGUAUGCAUGAUUUAAAGUUCAAAAACGCUGUAUUUUCCACAUACCGUGCAUGUUUGUAUCACCUCCUUGCCCCGCCUCUCUGAAUGGCGCAGAUUUUGAACAAAGCUCACUGCUGUGAAAUGCAAGGUCUGCUAUGAUUGGCCAGUUAAGCAGUGCGUAGUGAUUGGUCGAAUACUGCAAGCAUGUGAUAGAAAUUCAACGCCUCUUACCAUAUUUGGAACAUCAGGUUCCAAAGCAAAUGUACUGACAGGUGCGCCCACCUUUUAUUGUAUUACUUGCGUAUACAUUUGGGCGGUCUUAGUCAAAUCAUACCAUGAACUGACGUAGAUUUGUGGGGGUGUGGUUCGACGAAGCGUUUUAGGCAGGGCUGGGUGAGCAUUGGCUUUUAUUUUUGCAAUUGUACGUGUCUAAUACAUGCAUGGGCAACUUAUAACACACUAAAGACACAGAAAAACAUGUAUUUGUGCCACAUGACCCCUUUAAAGGAAUAGUUCACCCAAAUACAGUAUGAAAAUUCUUCCAUCAUUUACUCACCCUCAGUUUCAAACCUGGAUGACUUUCUUUCUGAAGAGGUUGGAAACCGAACAACAGCAGGACCCAUUUACUUCUAUUAUAACGAAAACAAAACCAACGCAAGUCAAUGAGUACCGCCACUGUUCGGUUACCAACAUUCUUCAAAUUAUCUUCUUUUGUGUUCUGCGGAAGAAAGAAAGUCAUACAAGUUUGAAAUGACAAGAGGGUGUCAACUAUACACUCCACAUCCACAUGAAUCUUUUUAAUCUGUCCUCGGAUUAAAAAAAUCAAACUUCAACAUACGACCAUUACUCUUUUUUUUCACAGAAACUUAUUUUCAUGCAAUAUUGAGUUUUAAUUUUUAAGUUUGCACUUCUGUUUAAUCCCAUUUCUGUUUGUUCCCUUUUUUCUUUCUUUUUCUGGUACUACAUUCACCCCCUUCGUUUUUCCGUCCUAUUUUUUACCGCCCACCCUCUUCUCCUCCGUUCCACCACUCUCUCUAUCGCUGUUUG